AAACCAGGGGACAUGAAAGAAAUCCGACAAACGAUUUGAAACUUUAAAGACUUAAAUUCUUUUCCCAAUAAAUGUUCUCCAAGCUGAAAUAAGAUUUUGAUUACCAGAGAUACGCUUUCCUUGAUUCAUUUGCGAUUAGGGUUUUUGCAGGGUUUGAUUUGGGAAUGGUGAAGAAAGGGGAAAUUGGAGACAAGAGUGAGAAGAAGAAGAGUAGAUGGGGAUGGAUAUUUGGUGCGAUUCUUGUUGUUUUACUUGCCACAGCAGUUGCGUCUUCCAUAAAUACUAAUAAGAUCUCACUUUCCAAUCAUCAACAUAAUCAAGCUUGUAAUUGUGCGGAUUCACGGAAAUACACUGGCAUUGUUGAGGACUGUUGUUGCGACUAUGAGACCGUUGACGGUCUUAAUGAGGAAGUCUUGAACCCGUUACUGCAAGAGCUUGUGACAACUCCAUUCUUCCGGUAUUUCAAGGUUAAGCUGUGGUGUGAUUGCCCAUUCUGGCCUGAUGAUGGCAUGUGCCGACUGAGGGAUUGCAGUGUCUGCGAAUGUGAAGAAAAUGAGUUCCCAGAGAUAUUUAAGAAGCCGGGACGAAUUUCAUCCCAAGAUUUGGUAUGUCAAGAGGGAAAACCACAGGCUACUGUCGACCGCACUCUGGAUCGCAGAGCUUUCAGAGGUUGGGUUGAAAUAGACAAUCCAUGGACAAGUGAUGAUGAAACUGAUAAUGCUGAGAUGACAUAUGUGAAUCUUCAGCUCAAUCCUGAACGUUAUACUGGAUACACUGGUCCAUCAGCUAGAAGAAUAUGGGAUGCUAUUUAUACAGAAAAUUGUCCAAGAUAUCCAUCUGGAGAGUUUUGUAAAGAAAAAAAAGUGUUAUACAAGUUGAUAUCUGGACUUCACUCCUCCAUUUCAAUUCACAUAGCUGCUGAUUAUCUUCUAGACGAAGCUGCCAAUGUGUGGGGCCAAAAUCUCCAGUUGAUGUAUGAUCGUGUUUUACAGUACCCAGAUCGUGUCAGAAACUUGUAUUUCACGUAUCUUUUCGUCCUCCGAGCCGUGACUAAGGCAGCAGAUUAUUUGGAACAAGCAGAGUAUGACACAGGGAACCCAACAGAGGACUUAAAAACAAAAUCAUUGAUGAAGCAACUUCUUUACAAUCCUAAACUACAAGCUGCAUGCCCUAUCCCAUUCGACGAAGCCAAGUUAUGGCAAGGCCAAAGUGGACCUGAGCUGAGGCAGCAGAUACAGAAGCAGUUCAGAAAUAUCAGUGCAUUGAUGGAUUGUGUGGGUUGUGAGAAGUGUCGACUUUGGGGUAAACUUCAGGUUCUUGGACUAGGAACUGCAUUGAAAAUCCUUUUCUCUGUUGAUGGCCAGGAUCAUGUGGACCAGCAUCUGCAACUGCAACGGAAUGAAGUGAUUGCCUUGGGGAAUCUUCUGAAUAGACUCUCAGAAUCUGUCAAAUUGGUUCGUCAAAUGGGACCAUCAGCUGAAAAGAUCAUGGAGGGACAGGUGUUUGCACAUGCUGACCAUACUAGCACAUGGCGAAGAAUAUGGACUUCUUUAUCUAAACUGCGAUGGGAAAGUGACAAAGAGAUAACGUGAUAGCUUUCAGAUGGUCAUAAACCAAAUUUUGAAGUCAGGGAUGGAAAUUCAUUGAAAGAAGAUUCGGCUGUUCAUAUCUUUAAAUACUCAAAUUUCGUUUAAAAGAAUACACAGUGAGGAUAUAGAGUAGUAUAGUAAGGAUUAUACUAUGUAGAGUCCUCAAUCCUUGUCAAAAGAAUCAAUUAAACAUUCAAAAUUCAAGUGAUUUAUACUCGAAUAGAUUUUUUCUGCGUUCAACUAUUACUCUGAGCAAAAACAGGAAUCAGUACUUUUCUUUUUUUUUUUGAUGGAAUAUACGGUUCUUUUAGAUUGA
Papaver somniferum (opium poppy) is the source of this 1905-nucleotide messenger RNA. Its product is annotated as endoplasmic reticulum oxidoreductin-1-like. NCBI's taxonomy places the organism in Eukaryota, Viridiplantae, Streptophyta, Magnoliopsida, Ranunculales, Papaveraceae. Gene Ontology annotation, cellular component: endoplasmic reticulum; endoplasmic reticulum membrane. The coding region runs from base 165 to 1592 and encodes 475 amino acids. Gene Ontology annotation, molecular function: FAD binding; thiol oxidase activity; protein-disulfide reductase activity. The record is from RefSeq and is a predicted model, not a curated record. The transcript is spliced from 10 exons. Gene Ontology annotation, biological process: protein folding in endoplasmic reticulum.